Messenger RNA from Onychomys torridus (southern grasshopper mouse), 1068 nucleotides. RefSeq names its product solute carrier family 22 member 22-like. Gene Ontology annotation, cellular component: membrane. Gene Ontology annotation, biological process: transmembrane transport. Gene Ontology annotation, molecular function: transmembrane transporter activity. The record is from RefSeq and is a predicted model, not a curated record. NCBI's taxonomy places the organism in Eukaryota, Metazoa, Chordata, Mammalia, Rodentia, Cricetidae.
AUGAUAGGACUGGCCUCCAGUACAUCUGCCAGGACUCUGUGGGCUCUGGAUCCAGUCUGUGCAAUUAUAAAGCCAAAAUCUACUUCUGAAGUUAUAGGCCUUGAUAUGGAGCUAAAGAGAGCAAGCAGGUACAAUCUGUGGUUCCUAGAUCCUGCCUGCCUUCUGGUAAAGCUGAAGACUAAUUUCAAAGUAAUAGAAUGGGAUAUGAGUCCCAGGGUGGGGGUGCGCUCUAGGGCAUUGGACAGGCUUAAAGGGGUUAAGCUGGUCGUGAGCAGUGUAAUCCCUAGGGUCCCUAGGAUUACUCUGGCCUCUGAUAAAGCUGCCAGGGCUGUGAACCCUAGUGUAAAGUCCAUGGCUUUGCAAUCUAAACUUAAGGAAGAUGGGAAAUCAACCAGCAAAUGUUUCAGAAUAAAGGACUUGAUUAUUAAUCCCAUGAUGCGUAAAAUAGUGCUUUGUUAUUCCGGUGUAAUAUUUGCAGAAGUGUUCAGCACGUUUGGCAUCUUGUUGGAUAUUCGAAAUUUGGGAAACAAUAUCUUCCUGAACCAGAUUCUCCUAGGAGUGGUAGACACACCCAUCAAAUUACUCACAUAUUUUAUAAUGAGAAAUGUUAGCCGUCGUCCUUCAAUUGCUUUCUCACUCCUUACAGUUGGGAGUUGUACUACCAUCACGAUAUUUCUACCUGAAGAGAUGCAUGUCCUACACCUUAUUUUUUUCCUUUUGGUAAAAGGAUCUUUUGCAACUUUCACCUGCAUAAGCAUUGCCUACACUCAGGAACUCACACCAACAGUACUCAGGUCAAUUGUAACUAGUGUUUAUUACACUGUUUCCUGAAUAGGAACAUUAGUAGCUGCACUAGUACUUGUUACUAGAAAGUAUUUUGUACACCUUCCUAUGAUUCUCUGUGGGAUCAUACCCAUAGUGGCAUCAAUCAACAUCUACUUUCUAUCAGAGACUUUCAAUCUUCCACUUUCUGACACUAUCAAGGAUUAUAUAUAUAGGAACAGAUUGAUGAAUAAAAGCAUUAAUGAAAAAGAAGGGCAAGAUUUCUUGGAAACUACAGGAUGCUAA